GGCGCGUGCGCGGUGGCGGUGCGGGAUGGGGAGCCCGGCGGGCGCUCCCGCCAAGCGCGCGCGGUGCGAGGGGCCCCGCGGCGCCGGCAGCGACCCGCGGCUCUGGGACACCGAGCGGCUCUGCCAGCACCUCGCCCGCUGCGGCGUGGGCGACCCCAGCCUGCUGCGCCGCUUCCGAGAGAGCGGAGUCACCGGGAGGAUGCUGCUGGACCUGCCGGCCUGCGCCCCCGAGCUCGUCCGCGUCUGCUGCCCAGCUGAGCGACUGGAAGUGCUGGCGUGCCUGACACAGAUGCAGCAGCAGCAGCACAUGGAGGUGAUGAAGGUUUUUAAUGAUCCUAUUCAUGGGCACAUUGAAUUGCAUCCCCUGCUUGUUCGGAUCAUCGACACCCCUCAGUUCCAGCGCCUGCGGUAUAUCAAGCAGCUGGGUGGCACAUACUUUGUUUUUCCAGGAGCCUCUCACAACCGCUUUGAACACUCCCUGGGGGUUGGCUACCUUGCAGGAUGUCUGGUUCGUACACUGAAGGAGAGACAGCCAGAACUGGGUAUAACCCAGAGAGACAUCCUUUGUGUAGAAAUUGCUGGGCUUUGUCACGAUUUGGGUCAUGGGCCAUUUUCACACAUGUUUGAUGGAAGAUUUAUUCCACUCACUCGUCCAGGUUUGAAUUGGAAGCAUGAAACUUCUUCUGUUCAAAUGUUUGAGCACUUGAUCACUUCCAAUAAGCUAGAAGAAGUCAUGAGGUCCAAUGGUCUUGUCCUGGAAGAAGAUAUGUUGUUCAUCAAGGAACAAAUAGGAGGGCCCAUAGAUGAAACUGCCUGUGUGAAGUCGUGGCCCUACCGUGGUCGACCAAAGGAGAAAAGUUUCCUCUAUGAGAUUGUAGCUAAUAAAAAAAAUGGCAUUGACGUUGACAAGUGGGAUUAUUUUGCAAGGGAUUGCCAUCACCUGGGAAUCCCGAAUAAUUUUGACUAUAAGCGCUUGCUGAUCUUCACUCGGGUCUGUGAAGUGGGAAACCAGAAGCACAUCUGCACCCGUGACAAGGAAGUUGGAAAUUUGUACGAGAUGUUCCACACCCGGAAUUGCCUGCACCGGAGAGCAUACCAGCAUAAAACUGGCAACAUCAUUGAAAUAAUGAUAACAGAAGCCUUUCAAAAAGCAGACAAAUAUUUUGAAAUAAGAGGCUCUGGAGGAAAAGUGUAUCAGAUUUCUACAGCAAUGGAGGACAUGGAAGCCUACACUAAACUAACUGACUGUCUCUACCUGGAAAUUCUGCACUCAAAUCGCCCAGAACUGGAGGAGGCACGAGAAAUUCUGCGUAAAAUAGAACGACGUGAAUUAUACAAGUUUUUAGGAGAGACUCGACCUGAAUCAAAGAAGGAAAUUAUAAAGAGCAACAGCCUGGCAGAAAGCAUUGCUAAUUCCAAGCCAGAGAAGGACCCUCCAGAUGUGGAGCUAAAGGCUGAGAACUUCAUAGUUGAUGUUAUCAGCAUGGAUUAUGGAAUGAAGGAACAGAAUCCAAUUGAUAAGGUUCACUUCUAUUGCAAGGCUGAUCCUUCCAAGGCAGUCAAAAUCAGUAAAGAGCAGGUUUCAAAGCUUUUACCCAAAAUAUUUAUGGAGCAGGUUGUCCGGGUUUAUUACAAAAGUCAGGAUCCACGUAUUAUUUCAGCUGCAAAACAGUACUUUGUUCAGUGGUGCAUGCAGAAUGAUUUCACCAAACCACAGGAUGGUGAUGUUGUUGCUCCUCACCUAACUCCAAUGAAGGAAACCUGGAAUAAGAUGACAGAUGAUGAACACAGGAGAGCCUCAGAACCCAGCUGUAAACAAAGGCUUUCUUUUGAUAAGUAGCAGGUUUCUUUUUGGUGCUAUUCAGUCUGCUUCCUCAGAAAAUGAGUAAAUUUGAGCAUCAACUUUUCUAAAAGCUGGUUGGAUGGACUGGAAUAAUUCACAGCGCAAUGCAGAAUGUAUUUUGCAAUACAGAAUGGUUUAAUGUAGAUAGUUAAAGUGCAUAUUCCAGAUGGACUUCUAAAAAACAAUUUACUACAACAGAGUAAACUCAGUUCUCAUUAUUUUUUUAAUGUAUUGGCACUGUGUAGCAGGAGUAACUUUAAAAAUUGCAAUUCAUUGUUAUUACAAGAUUUUACUACUCCGUCUAGUCCUGAUCCCUUCCUUAGCUGUGCUAUUGUAUGACUUAGCAGAAAAAAUCCCAACCCAGGUUUGAUGGGGUUUUGGGGGGGUUUUCUUAGUGUCUGAGAAAGAGAGGGAUAAGUAUGCUUCUGAAAAUACAGUGAGGUAAAGAAGAAAUUACCAAGGGUGGCAUCUUCAAAAUCAGCAAAAUUAAUUUCAUGAAAAAAAAGGAAGGGAGAGGGGAAUCUUUUGAUAACCAAAGGUUAUAUUUCUGGUAUUCAAAAAGCUGGUGCAGCUCUUGCUACAAGUGACCACAAUUUUUAUUGAAGUAACAAUGCAUUGCAGUGCCAUGCAGCCUUUUAUUGUUUUAUUGUGUAUUUUUGAUACAUGGAAUGUUAUAUUUUUUACUGUCUGUCCUGCAAAGACUGCUCAAAAGGCCAGUGGUGUGAGUGGUUGCAGGAAGGCUGGGCUGCCCAGGUGUUUGCAGGGCUCGGGUGUGCAGAGAGGGCAGUGCCAGCAGUGCCCUGCUCUGCCCAUCCUGCACCAAGUGCAGCUUGGUGCUGCUUUGCACUGUACUGGGCAGACAGGCUCAUCAGGAAUCCAUCCAUUCUUGCAUUCAUGCCCUGUUCUCCUGGAUCUCAUGGCCGUCCCUGUAUCAUUUUUCUGUCUCUUGUAGAUCUGUGAGGGUUCUUACAGUUUUCCUGUACUGGCAGUACUGGUGUGUAUGUUCUGAAUGUCUGUGCUGCUGGACAAGUGAAGACCAUUUUCCUCUCAUCUUUUACUCAGGUCUAAGAGGAAAGCUGCUUUCAUUAAGUAAAACCUCAAAGCUUGAAAAAGUCUGACCACAAAACUAAAAACACAAAGUAAAAGGUUCAGUGAUGCUCAGGAAUUGGAGCAAUCUGUGGCCUUUUUAUCUGGAAAGGAGAGAGAGGUGUUGAACAUCUGGCUCAGGCAGUCAGGUGUGGGUGGCCAGGGUAGAUCCUGAAAAAUAACCCAGUGGGAAAGUGAGAGAACUCCACAACCCCUGUAAUAUCUCCUUUGCCCUUUUUAUCCUGGGAACUGGUGCUGUUAGAGGGAGGGAAAAUGAAUAGCCAUGAUACUUCUGCUGCUUAUGUAUCUGUGCUCAUGUGUCUGAAGGUGUAACCUCUGGUGCUCCUGUCUAACAGUAUUUCAGACCUGCAGAUGAACCAGAUUGGUUAGAAGGGCUUGUGACCUCUUUAAAAGCUUUUAAAAAAUUUACUAUUCCUCAAGAAACAAUAUCUUAGAGUGAAGGUAUUUAUCUCCCUUGUCUGCAUAAGAUCAAGUAUAAUUUUGAUAUAAUUUUGUUCUUGUUGAUUUGGUUUGUUUUUGUUACUAACUGUGCACUUUAUACUUGGGAAAGAUCUUUUGUUUAUGUUAAACCAAAAGUGUAUACUUUAGUUUAAGUUCUGAGAGCAGUUCUUUUCUCAACAUGUUCAUCUGAGCCUCUCUGAAGAAUAAAUUUAUAAACUAUGAUUUACUAUUCUUUUCAAGAA
Molecule: messenger RNA, 3633 nt
Organism: Passer domesticus (house sparrow)
Lineage: Eukaryota; Metazoa; Chordata; Aves; Passeriformes; Passeridae
Gene: SAMHD1
Product: SAM and HD domain containing deoxynucleoside triphosphate triphosphohydrolase 1
Exons: 16
Coding region: 26-1840 (604 amino acids)
Biological process (GO): defense response to virus; regulation of innate immune response; dGTP catabolic process
Cellular component (GO): nucleus
Molecular function (GO): dGTPase activity
Source: RefSeq, a predicted model, not a curated record